Molecule: messenger RNA, 2458 nt
Organism: Blastocystis hominis
Lineage: Eukaryota; Bigyra; Opalinata; Blastocystidae
Exons: 7
Coding region: 16-2436 (806 amino acids)
Biological process (GO): proton transmembrane transport; vacuolar acidification
Cellular component (GO): vacuolar proton-transporting V-type ATPase, V0 domain; vacuolar proton-transporting V-type ATPase complex
Molecular function (GO): proton-transporting ATPase activity, rotational mechanism; ATPase binding
Source: RefSeq, a predicted model, not a curated record
AGAAGACCGCUAAGAAUGUCCGGUAAAUUCUUCCAGUGGAUUCGCUCCAGCGACAUGACUUACGUGAACAUGCUGAUUCACGAGACAGCACUUCACGAUUUUGUCGACAAAAUUGGAACGAUGAACAAUGUUCAGUUUACAGAUUUGAACUAUGAGCAAACCCUUGCACAGAGACGCUAUGUAAGCUACAUUCGUCGUUGUGAUGAGAUGGAACGUCGUAUCGAAUACUUCAAGGCUCAAUUGGCUCGCUACAACUUGAAGCCUGAGGAAGGCAUUGAGAUUGAAGAUUAUUUGAACACCAUUGGAGCCGAUCGAAACGUGACCUCCGAGUACCUUCUCACCUCUCUGGAAUCGCUCCUGGAGAAGCAGGAGAGCCAGCUGCGUCAGUACAACGACUACAACGUGACGCUGACGAAGCAGUACAAUCAGAAGGUGGAGCAGCGCUUCGUUCUGGAGCUGACGAGCGGCUUCUUCAAAGAAAGCUACACCAAAAUGAAGGAAGAGCAGGUCGCUCUCCCUCAGGACACGUACAGCAACCUAGAAAAAGCGAGUUCGAUCCGCUUCGGCUACAUCGCGGGUAUUCUGAAGGACGAAGACAAGCUCUCCUUCGAGCGGAUGCUCUUCCGCGCGACGCGCGGGAACUGCUUCGUGCGGUUCGCUCGCAUCGACACGCCGCUGGCGGACGCGGAGACGGGCAAAGACGUGUACAUGUGCGCGUUCCUGCUGUUCUUCCGGUCCUCGCUGAUCGAAAGCAAGGUGCGCCGCAUCAUCGAUUCGUUCGAGGGCCACGUGUACGACGUGGACUUCACGCAGCCCGCCGAGGUGAGUUCGGCCUACCAGCAAGUGAUCACGGAGCUGGAGGACGCGGAGCGCGUGCUGAACCUCAACAUCGACAAGUGCGAGACGCUGCUGCGGAACGUGGCGAAGUACAUCAAGACCUGGGAGUGGACGAUCAAGAAGGAGAAGGCGGUGUACGACGUGUUCAAUAAGUUCCGGUCGGUGCCGAGCGGGAACAUGUACGGCGAGGGCUGGGUGCUUACUGAGACGGUGGACAGCAUCCGCGAGGUCAUCGCGGACGUGCACCGCGGCAAGGAGUCGUCGGGAUAUCUGGCCGUGAUGAGCAAGCCGUGGCCGAAGCCGCCGACGCACUUCUACACGAACGAGUUCACGUCGAUCACGCAGUGCGUGGUGGACACGUACGGCGUGCCGUCGUACAAGGAGUGCAACCCCGCCGUGUUCACGCUGGUGACGUUCCCCUUCCAGUUCGGAGUGAUGUUCGGCGAUUUCGGACACGCCAUCUUCAUCACGCUGGCCGCCAUCUACUUCCUCUACUUCUCGAAGCAGCUCAAGAAGAACGGCAUGAACGAGAUGAUCAGCAUGAUCUUCUCGGGCCGCUGCAUGCUGAUUUUGAUGGGCGUGUUCGCAAUGUACGUGGGCUUCCUCUACAACGAUCAGUUCUCGCUGGGCGUGGACUGGUUCGGCACCACUUGGAAGUUCGAGGGCUCCAACACCGCGGUGUGGACGGGCCGCGUGUACCCGUUCGGUCUGGACCCCGUGUGGCACGACAAGUCGAACUCGCUGCUCUUCUACAACUCCUUCAAGAUGAAGUUCGCGGUGAUCUUCGGCGUGGCGCAGAUGAUCCUCGGAGUGUGUCUGAAGUUCAUGAACGUGUUCUACCACCACGACUGGGUCGAUCUCUUCUGCGAGGCCAUUCCCCAGAUGCUCUAUCUGCUGUCCUUCUUCGGCUGGAUGGUCGUGAUGAUCAUCAUGAAGUGGCUCAUCAACUGGGACGCGCGCAUGGCGGAGCAUCGCGAUCCGCCGCAGCUGAUCAACAUGCUCAUCGACUUCGCGCUGCACCCCGGCGUGAUCGAGGAGAAGCAGCGCCUCUUCCCCUCGCAGGACAAGGUCCAGCUCUACCUGCUUCUCGCGAUGGUCAUCUCCAUUCCCUGGAUGCUCCUCCUCAAGCCCUUCGUCCUCCACCUCAAGCACAAGCGCCACCCCCACGAGGAGCCGCAGACCGAGCUGAUGGCCAACCCCACGCUCCCGCACGAGGACGAGGAGCCCACCUCGCUGUCGGAGCUCUUCAUCUUCCAGGGCAUCGAGACCAUCGAGUUCUGUCUGGGCUGCGUGUCCCACACCGCGUCCUACCUGCGUCUCUGGGCGCUGUCCCUCGCGCACUCGCAGCUCUCGGAGGUCUUCUGGGGCAAGAUCAUGCAGCCCGCCGUGCUCAGCGGCAACCCCAUCGCGCUCUACGUGCUCUUCGUGUUCUUCGCGCUGGUCACGCUCGGUGUGCUGCUCGUGAUGGACGCGCUGGAGUGCUACCUGCACGCGCUGCGUCUCCACUGGGUCGAGUUCCAGGACAAGUUCUACAAUGGAAAGGGAUACAAGUUCGCUCCCCUCAACUUCCACGAUUUGCUCGUCGGAGAGGACUGGUAACUCUGCAGUUGGGUCGUUGACU